Lathyrus sativus (Indian pea) is the source of this 363-nucleotide messenger RNA. Lineage: Eukaryota; Viridiplantae; Streptophyta; Magnoliopsida; Fabales; Fabaceae. The record is from the annotation of a GenBank genome assembly.
AUGGUUGCUACUAAAAAUGGAUGUCCUGUUGAUAUUCAUCGAGUGUUCGAUAAUGGUCUGCUUAUAGAUCCCCAUGAUGAGAAGUCUAUUGCAGAUGCUCUUUUGAAACUUGUUAGCAACAAGCAACUGUGGGCAAAAUGUACACAGAAUGGGUUGAAUAAUAUUCAUUUAUUUUCUUGGCUUGAGCAUUGCAAGACUUACCUGUCUAAAAUAGCCACUUGCAAGCCAAGGCAUCCUCAAUGGCAGCGUAGCGAGGAUGGAGGUGAAAGUUCAGAAUCAGAAGAAUCACCCGGUGAUUCAUUGAGAGAUAUACAGGACUUAUCUCUUAACCUGAAAUUUUCAUUGGAUAUACAGGAUUUAUGA